Molecule: messenger RNA, 5863 nt
Organism: Synchiropus splendidus (mandarinfish)
Lineage: Eukaryota; Metazoa; Chordata; Actinopteri; Syngnathiformes; Callionymidae
Gene: pappa2
Product: pappalysin 2
Exons: 27
Coding region: 565-5853 (1762 amino acids)
Molecular function (GO): metallopeptidase activity
Source: RefSeq, a predicted model, not a curated record
UAUUACUACUACUGCCGCAUGGAUCGGUGCAGAGGAGCAGCAAUCACUUUCUGAGGCGCGCAAAACACCAAGAGGAGCUGGAAACUGACGAACAACACGGAUUAUUAUUGCUCCAAUAUACUCCACGUACUUUAAAUGCGCCUGGGAGAACUUUUUGUGACUAAGCUUGCAGACAGACCUUGGAUCAGGACGCGCUAAAUUCGGGUCACAAUGGUCAGGUAAAAUUAGUAGAGAUGUUUUUUUAGUCAAAAUAUUUAUUUUUUAAAUCAAAAUGAAUUUGCAUCGAUGAUCAAUGCAAACAUUUAACGGUUUGACGACUUCAUUAUUCAGCUGGUAUUUCUGUUAAACAACUAAAUGAAAGAUCGCGGAUGUUUAAGAUAAACUCGAGUAAUAUUUCAAAUAUCCGCGCAAAGUGCAAGAAAGUCACCGCAGUGGCGUAAAAGGCGCGAUUUAUCGCUAUUUCUUUUAUGUGAAAAUGAGUAGUGAUUUAUCUAUCCCUCCUCACUUAUAAAUGAAUCUAAUACACAGGAAGAUUCGUGCUGAAUAUUCGAGUUAAUAAAAGAGAUGUUGUUCAUGAGACUACUGCCAGUCAUCGUCGUCAUCACGAGCACGUGGCUUCUCAGCCCAGUCCGCAGUCACCCGCGUGGCCAGUACAAACGUGUUUUGGUGCGGCAGGCAGACGGUGAACUGGCACGGUUGGCAGGUGAACCCUGCACCGUCUCACGAGUCCAGGGGUCCCGCCAGAAGACGUCACAACACCACCCUCCAGUGGCGAAGACCAGGACGAAACGCCAAGUCGUUCUUGCUUCUAAAAGUGGUCCUGCGGUUUGUGAGGGAGCGUGCGGGGGCGACAUCGGGGUUCGGCCCGGAGCUGGAGCGGAGAAGAUAAACCGGGGUGAUGCGAAAGACACGCGGGCUGAGGCGGCGGACGCAUCGGAAGCGCCCAAAACAACUUACGGCAGAGAAGUUGCAAAUACAUUAAUAGACGAGAACAAGAGAAAGAGCUCCCCCUCGGGCGAUGCGCAGCGCCCCCGACGCUCCAGGUCUGCGCGAAGCAUCCACGGAACUUUUCUUUACCAGGAAGAAAGCAACUCUAGUUGGGGCAAAGUUGCCGCUGCGGAUUCCAAUGUCGUCCAGGCUGUCGAAAGUCUUCAGCAGGGAGAUGUACGCUCGGCAACCGACACUCCGGAAGUCAGUAUUGACUACUAUUCUGGAGAGUUGGAGGAGACGGACUCCCAGUCGAGCCUGGCCCAAGUCAACGCUCUGCCAUGGGGGAGCCCCGUGCCGAAGGUGGGCCCUUCCCGGAUGACCACUCUCUACUUCCACGGGCGGCGAGAGCACCUCCGGCUCAAACCGGGCGCUGGGCUGGAGCUACCCCGGGAUGAGUUCACUGUCGAGCUGUGGAUAAAGCCGGAAGGAGGCCAGAGGAACCCGGCAAUCAUAGCAGGUGUGUUUGACAACUGCUCACGCUCACUGAGUGAGAAAGGAUGGUCGGUGGGUUUUCGCACUGUGGAAUCUGCUGGGACGAAAGACUCAAGAUUCUAUUUCACACUUCGCACUGACAGAGCAGUAAGGUCCACUACCAUCUACAGCCACCAGCGAUACCGCCCUAACAUGUGGUCCCACCUGAUGGCCACUUACAAUGGCUACAACAUGACUCUGUAUGUGGAUGGAGCAAAGGUAGGAGAGAGCAGCCUGCAGCUGGGGAACCUAUAUAGCCCUUUCAUGAAGACAUGUAGGACACUAUUCUUGGGCAGCAACCAAUCAGAGCAGGGACAGAGCUUCAGAGGCUAUGUUGGGGGCAUAUCCUUGUGGAGCCGUGCUCACACUCCGCAAGACCUUCACAGGCUUCCACUCCAAAUUGACAACAGUGCACCUGUCCUGAACAUGUGGGCUGAUUUCACCAAUGUGCAUCAACUAUGGACUCCUUUCAAAGCUGGCCCUUACCCAACCAUUGUCACCACUCCAUUUCCCGAUGAGGAGCUUGUUUCUCCAUUCCUGCCACCACCAUGCGGCCUUACGCUCUGUGACAACAUGGAUGUCAUCUCGGGCUACAACAAUCACUGGCAGCUUCGAGGACCCAAACAAGCCCGCUAUAGGGUUGUCAAUCUGUCUGAUGAUAAUGGAGAGAACCCCACAGUUUCCCAAGAUCAGAUCCAUCUGCAACACAAAGCACUGAGUGAAGCUUUCCGCCCUUACAAUAUCAGUCUGGAGCUGAGCAUCCACACUGUCAGGAACUCAAGCCUCAGACAGAUGUUUAUUCUCAGUAACUGUCGGAUUGGGAAGAUUGGGAACCGUCAAUGCGAUCCUGAAUGUGAUCACCCAAGGACUGGCCAUGAUGGAGGAGAUUGUCUGCGACUGGGGCCAUGCUAUAACUGGAAGAGGCGGAAUGGGGUGUGCAAUAUGGAGUGCAAUAGCAUACGCUAUGACUACGACGAUGGCGAUUGCUGUGACCCAGAGGUGACUGAUGUCUUGAAGACCUGCUUUGACCCCGAAUCACCCGACAGGGCUUAUAUGAGUGUAAAGGAACUGAAGGAUGAGCUUCACUUGAGUGGCUCAGACACGCUCAACGUUUUCUUCGCCAGCAACUCAGUGAGGGAAGAACUGGCAGGAGCAGCUACCUGGCCCUGGGCGAAGGAGGCCCUCACCCACCAUGGUGGAAUGGUGCUGAACCCACUCUACUUUGGUAAAGACGGUCACCACAACACAAUGAUUCAUGAAAUGGGACACAUCUUUGGACUCUAUCAUGUCUUCAAAGGCGUGAGUGAACGGGAUUCAUGUGAAGACCCAUGCCGGGAGACAACGGCAUCUAUGGAAACGGGAGACCUCUGUGCCGACACCGCACCGACAACCAAAUCCAAAUCCUGCCAUGAUCCCGGAGCUGUCAACGAUUCCUGUGGAGCCGUCAUGUACCAGAACACGCCGUUUAACAAUUAUAUGAGCUACACAGACGAUAACUGCACCAAUCAUUUCACUCCCAACCAAGUGGCCAGGAUGCACUGCUAUCUUGACUUGGUCUAUCAGAAGUGGCUGAUAGAUGCUCAUCCAGUUCCAGUCCCACUGGCUCCGAUUGUUACUGGUCAGAGUGCUGACUCGGUUUCUCUCUAUUGGCUACCUCCUGUUAGAGGUCCUCUUUAUCAGAGCUCCUCCCUGCAGGCGCCAGACCACAUUAACUGCAGAGACUGUGAGAGAGACAGUGUUUUCCAUCAGUAUGCUUAUGAGGCGUCCUCGCCACGGAUCUGUCACACGUCUGGCUAUUGGACCCCCGAGGAGGCUGUUGGUCCACCAGAUGUGGAGCAGCCGUGUGAGCCGAGCCUUCAGGCCUGGAGUCCAGAGCUCAGUCUGUUUGACACCAAUGUGACAUCACCAUGUCCGGAGACUGAAGGAUGCACCCUCACCCUUAAAUUCCUUUACCCUAUGGUUCCGCACACACUCACCCUAUGGGUCACCUACAUAUCCACAAAGAAUCCAGCCAUCGCCAACAUUGAGCUGAUAUCUGACUCAGCGGAAACCAUCCACCUUGGACCCCAGCAUGUCUUCUGCGACAUGCCCCUCACCCUCCGCCUGGACUCCCUAAAUGUUGCUGUCAGUGCCAUUAAGCUCUGCACCUUUGAUGAGAAGAUGGAAAUUGACGCUGCCAUGCUGUCGUCUGGCUCCGGAAGCCCUCUCUGUGCGGACUGCAAACCCUUGCUCUAUCAUAUUCAGCGGCAGCCACCGUUCAGCAACACGGCUCCUGCACCACAGUCCCAACAGGUGUUCACUGACAGCUCAGUGUUGGAGGGAGAGACAUACCAGUAUACAGUCCAGGUUGAAGCUGGAGGGAUUGUCAGUGAACCAUCUCCCCCUCUCUACUACACUCAUGGUCAGUCCUACUGCGGAGACGGCUUCAUUCAGCGGACAGAAGAGUGUGAUGAUGGCAACCUGCUAGAUGGAGAUGGCUGUGACAAGAAGUGUCAGAAGGAGUCAGGUUUCAAUUGUGUUGGUGAGCCCAGUCAGUGUUAUGUUUUUGAUGGCGAUGGCGUGUGUGAGGAGUUUGAGCGCGGCUCCAGCGUUCAGGACUGUGGCUAUUUUACACCUUUGGGAUACACGGACCAAUGGGCUUCCACUGCUGUGGCGUCUCAUCAGGACUCUAACUGCCCGGCACAUGCUGCCACUGGGGAGCCUUCGCUGACCAAGCUGUGUAUGGGUCAACUCCUGGAGAUGCAUGAGAAACUGGCCAUGGAUGCCUGGUUCCCGUGCACAGCUCUGUCCGACACUCACAAUGACCUGGAUCAUUCAAUCUGGCUGAAGGUGGGAUUUGUGCACCCCGGAGUGGCGGCCUCUGUGAUCAUAUACCUGGCUUCUGACGGCUCCUGGUUUGGGGAGGAGUGUCGGCGAACUGCCACAAUCUUGCUGUCUGACACCACUGGAAAGAACCACUCUCUAGGCACACAUGACCUCUCAUGCCAUCGGAAUCCACUGGUGGUAAACGUGACCCAUGACCUCUCCAGACCGUUCUUCCUAACAGCCUCCGUCAUCCUCCUCUUCUCCUCUCCGUCUGUGGCAAUAGGGGGCGUGGCCUUGAGGACGUCCUGCCACUUCAGCACCUUCGCCCUGACUGGCUGUUUGCGGCAGCCGUGCCAGCUGGACACCUGCAGUCCACCGCAGCUAGAGCACGCCACGGUCAGGUGUGCAGGAGGAGAAGAGUCUUUGCGGUGCUUUGUUCAGUGUCAGAGCGGCUAUAGUGUCACCGUGCUCAAUGGAAAGGAAAUCACGCCUAACCAGCUGAAAGCCGAGUUGGAGUGUUUCCAUGGUACAUGGGAUCGUGUGGUUAGCUGCCAGCCUGUGGACUGUGGUCUUCCUGACCAGUCACAUGUUUACCAUGCCAUCUUCAGCUGUCCUUGGGGAACAACCUACAGAAAAGGCUGCUCCUUCACCUGUGGCUCCCCGGCGAUCCUGCAAGGCGACAAUGACAGGUUGGUGUGUUUGGAGGACGGUUUGUGGUCCUUCCCAGAGGCGUACUGCAAGAUCGAGUGUCCAGAAGCACCAAACAUACAAGACGCUAAGCUGCUGACAGCCGACUGUCUGGCCUCGGGGCACGAUGUCGGCUCUGUGUGCCGAUACAAAUGUGACCCUGGAUACUAUGUGAAAGGCAGCGUGAAAAGCAAGACACCAAGAAAAUACUUCAGAUUGGAGUGUUUGGAUGAGGGCCAGUGGGAGGAGCGCAGUUGUGAGCCAAUGUCCUGUCCGGCAAUCUCGAACGUGUUCCAUGACAUGUACACCUGCACUGACGGGUUGUUCUAUGACAGCGUUUGCACCCUGCAUUGCCCAGAAGCAACAGAAAAUAGUGUGAUCCGCUGCACCAAAGAUGGCGACUGGACAGCUGAGUUUGCCAUGUGCCCCACAAUCCAGGGAUCCUGUUCUGCUCCCCCUGAUCUUAACUCUGUGGAGUACAGCUGUGAUUUUGGGACAGAUGUUGGUGCUAUUUGUUACCCAACAUGCAUUGCGACUCUGGACAUGGACUUACGAGAUCCUGCAGUUCUGCCCAACGGCACUACAGCGGAUUCUUUAACACACUGGAUGCUGCCGAUAAAGAUUGAGAGCAUAGUGUGCACUGGCAUGAAGAAGUGGUACCCUGACCCUCGACAAGUCCACUGCAUCCAGUCAUGUGAGCCUUUUGGCGGGGACGGCUGGUGUGACACCAUCAACAACAGGGCCUUCUGCCAGUACGACGGAGGAGACUGCUGUCCGUCCACGCUCUCCAGCAAAAAGGUCAUUCAGUUUGGGGUGGAUUGCACCGAGGACGAGUGCACGUGUCGCGACCCGGAAGCCGAUGAGAACAAAAACAAGACGCUGCAGGAGGAUGAUGAUUGAAGGAGGGCAG